Cinclus cinclus is the source of this 2594-nucleotide messenger RNA. It is a transcript of the gene WDSUB1, whose product is annotated as WD repeat, sterile alpha motif and U-box domain containing 1. Bases 814 to 2235 code for a protein of 473 amino acids. Gene Ontology annotation, molecular function: ubiquitin-protein transferase activity; protein binding. NCBI's taxonomy places the organism in Eukaryota, Metazoa, Chordata, Aves, Passeriformes, Cinclidae. The transcript has 10 exons. The record is from RefSeq and is a predicted model, not a curated record. Gene Ontology annotation, biological process: protein ubiquitination.
GAAGCAGAAGGGACAAAGUCAAAAAAGGAAGAGGAUGCAAGCAAGGACACAUAGCCAGGGAGGAAUACAGAGAGAUUGUUCGAGCAGUCAGGGGCUAGGCUGGGAAAGCUAAAGUCCUGACGGAAUUAAAUCCAGCCAGGAAUGUCAGGAGCAACAGGAAAAGCUUCUAUAGGUAUGUUGGUGAUAAAAGGAAGACUAGGAAAAAUGUGAUCCCUCUCUGGAAGGAAACAGGAGACCUGGUUACCUAAGACAUAGAGAAGGCUGAGGUACUCAAUGACUUUUUUGUCUUGGUCUUUACUGGAAAGUGCUCCAGCCACACACUACAAAAGGCUGGAGAGGGUAUUUUUACAAGGGCUUGCAGUGAUAGAAAGGGGGAUGGGUUUAAACUGAGAGUAGGUUUAGAUUAGAUAUUAGGAAGAAAUUCUUGGGCUGUGGGGGUGUUGAAGCCCAGGCACAGGGUGCCCAGAGAAGCUGUGGCUGCCACAUCCCUGGAAGCAUUCAAGGCCUGGCUGGAUGGGGCUUGGAGCAAGCUGGGAUAGUGGAAGGUGUCCCUGCCCAUCGCAGGGGCUGAAACUGGAUGGGCUUUAAGGUCCCUUCCAACACAAACUAGUCCCUGAUUUUAUGAUUCUGUGCUUACACAAUGCUGGGUGAAAAACUUGCCUUUGCAAAGGAGGGGUUUUUUUGUUGUUGUUUUUGUUUUUUGUUUUUUUUUUUUUUUCAGAAUUUGUCUUGCUAAGAUAGUAUAUUUCAUUUGCGAAAUAGGAAAAUUAAGUCUAACUGUUCAACUCUUUUUCAGACUUUUAUUUUUUUUAAAUGGCGACAUUAAUUCACACUUUAGCAGAUCAUAGUGAUGAUGUCAACUACUGCGCCUUCUCAUCAUCAUGCUUGGCUACUUGUUCCUUGGACAAAACAAUCCGCGUUUAUUCUUUGAGCAACUUCGCGGAGCUGCCGUACUCGCCCUUGGAAGGUCACACGUACGCCGUGCACUGCUGCUGCUUCUCGCCGUCGGGACGGGUGCUGGCCUCGUGCUCCACGGACGGCACGGCGGCGCUCUGGGACCCCCGCGAUGGCCGCAGGCUGGCCGUGCUGCCGCAGCCCGGGGCCAGCCCCGUCAGGGUCUGCCGCUUCUCUCCCGAGGCCGCCUACCUGCUAGCAGGGGCAGCGGAUGGCAGCGUGGUUCUCUGGAACGUGCAGUCCUUGAAGCUCUACCGAUCUGGGAAAGUUAAAGGUGGCUCUUUGAUGGCUUGUGCGUUUUCUCCCAAUGGAAAUUUCUUUGUCACUGGAUCAUCAAGUGGUGAUUUAACCAUUUGGGAUGAUAAAAUGAGAUGCCUAUAUAAUGAAAAAGCACAUGAUCUUGGUGUUACCUGCUGUGAUAUUUCUUCACAUCCAGUAUCUGACAGUGAAAAUGGAUUCAAAUACUUCCAGAUGGCUUCCUGUGGACAAGAUAAUCAGAUCAAACUCUGGCUUAUUCUGUUUGCAGAUUUCUUAGGUGUUCAGUUAAAAUAUAAAUGCACACUGAAUGGGCAUUCUGCCCCAGUUCUGGCUUGUGCAUUUUCGUGUGAUGGACAGAUGAUAGUUUCAGGGUCUGUGGACAAGUGCGUCAUAAUCUAUGAAACUAGUACUGGCAAUGCCCUUCAUACUUUGUCUCGACAUACGAGAUAUGUUACAACCUGUGCUUUUGCACCACAUAGUCCCUUACUUGCCACAGGCUCAAUGGAUAAAACUGUGCACAUAUGGCAGCUUGACCUUAGUCAACCCUGUGCAGGAGAUGCUGUAGAAAAGGAAUCAAAGAUGGCUGUUGAGAACUGGUCAGAGGAUGAUGUUUCAGACUGGCUCUGUACACAGGAUUUAGCAGACUUCGUUGGACUUUUCAAAAUUAAUAAUAUUGAUGGCAAGGAGCUACUGAAUCUUACUAAGGAAAGUCUUGCUAAUGAAUUAAAAAUUGAGUCUCUAGGCCUGCGCAGUAAAGUUCUCCAGAAAAUUGAAGAACUGAGGAUGACAACGAUCCCGGCUGCUGUUCCCGAUGAGUUCCUAUGUCCUAUAACAAGGGAGCUUAUGAAAGAUCCUGUUAUUGCCACAGAUGGCUAUUCCUAUGAAAGAGAAGCAAUGGAAAACUGGAUCAGCAAUAGACGAUCUAGUCCCAUGACUAAUCUUCCUCUCCAUUCUCUUAUGCUCACACCAAACAGGACACUAAAAAUGGCCAUUAGUCGCUGGCUAGAGACUCAGCAGAAAUAGUUAAACACUUCAUUUUGAAGCUGUUUGUUAAAAUUAAUUGAAAGUUUAUGCAGCAGAAGGAAUUAAUUCUAUCAGAAAUAAACGGAGAGAAGUAGUUCUGAUCUGUGGCUGACUCAGCCUUUACUGGUGGAAACUCCCAGAAAAACCUUUAAGUUCAUGGUAGUUCUACUUUGUGGUAUUUCUGUUUAAGAAUCAAGUACUCAAACUCAAUUUUUCAGAUAAAAUUUUCUUAAAAUUUUUACUACAUCUAUCAGUUUUGAGUCUUCAUCUUGCCAAGUUAGUCUUUCAGAAGGUAAGAAACAGCAAAGUAAAGGACCUGUAUUUCUUUUUCUACUCUAAUAAACCGAAAUGUGUCUGUC